Molecule: messenger RNA, 1526 nt
Organism: Aureobasidium uvarum
Lineage: Eukaryota; Fungi; Ascomycota; Dothideomycetes; Dothideales; Saccotheciaceae
Source: the annotation of a GenBank genome assembly
GUGUCGAUGUCGAGGAAGGCACGAUGAACCCAUAUCCUAGACGCUCAGAUGUAAAUCUGACCCAACAACCAAAAUACACUUCAUCAACUCAUCAGACAAACAUGGGAGACUCACCUCGCGCCAGUCGCCAUCAUCGCAAACGCCGUUCACCAAGACAUAAGUCGUGGUACCAAGAAGGCGUGCCCAUCAGUGUGCAUAUUGGCAACAGGCGUUCGCCAAAUUACCACAGUUCAAUCCAGGUGGCCAGCGCAGACGGCCAUAGAUUUGCCGCUCUACCCUGGCUCGAACAAGUCAUCGCGACCUGCAUUGAUGAUCGUUACGAUGAUCUUACCGAUCUCAACAGAGCGCUACAAUUUGAUGACACGGUCAAGUUCCCUGAGAGAAGCAACAAGCGGUCCACCCAGAUACCGUGGUCCUUCCUGGUCGAUCAAAUGAACGUACCAGACGUAUACUGGUGGACUUUCGGCAAGGAUCCUCCCGAAGGCCGCAAGCCACAAGGCAUUGAUGAGAUUGACGAGUAUCGAUUCCGUAUCGCUGCUUGGUGCUGUGGACGCCGUGCUUGUCGAUUCGACCGCGAAGUCCCAGUCACUCUUGUGUUCACUCAAUCCAAGAUUCCGGCCGAGAACGUCAUGCACGAACUCUUCUUUCCAUACUUUUACGAAGAUGAAGAGUACGACAUGCCACGUAGAGAUGAGGAGACCGUUUGCUGGACAUUUCUGAGACUGUACUGGCUUCUGACCGACUGGCAGAACAUCAUUCGAGAGAUUGAGAGGGAGCUGGAGGAAGCUCUCAACAGCCGUGGCCGCAAGUACCCUGUCAAGUUGCGUACAAGACAGAUGCAUAAGCAAAUCGACAGAGUGUACGAACUGAGCGAAUACAUGCGCUUCCAUUCGCGAUCAUUCAAGAAGCUGCUCAAACUCAGAGAUACGAUGCACAAGUCUCCAGAUGACGGCAAGGACCCAGUGUGGGAUGAAAUGGACGACGCCGUCGAAGAUCUGGAUCAGUAUUCUUACUACAUGGACACUCUCAAAGAGCGCUUCCUCAAUCUGAUUGAANNCUUGUCAGAGUUCAACAUCGAGAAUGCUAACCAGUCCGAUUACUCACGCUUCCUGUCCAUCAUUGCGGCGCUAUAUCUUCCAAUCUCAUACCUUACUAGCGUGUUUGGUAUCAGUACUAUGAAAGCACCAGCGAUCCUGUGUUUAUACAUUUCAAUCCCGCUAUUGAUCAUCAGUCUCCUCUUCACCAUCUUCUUUCCAUGGGGCAUUCGACGCUUCCAGAAGUUGUGGUAUCCAUUCGACAAGAACUAUGUCAAAUUACCCAAGAGCAGUUUCACAAUGUUGAGCGAAGAAUUGCCUGCCAGCGCAGAUGCGCCUCGAGUCAUUGCCAUUCGGGAUUCAAGUCUUCCUCGUCAGCACGCAGCUCGCAAAGACCAUCACAAGCGCAACAGGAGCAAGCCUCGUUCCAGGUCGAGAAUCAGGUCCUUGAGUGCUCGGGGAAGGCGACGUCUUGGUGUUGACGACAAGGUG